AUGUCCAAACCUUCACGACUGGUCAAACCCUCCAUGCAAUCCCGAAAGGAACCUCCAGGGAGCCACUCGCACAUGCUGGUAGUUGGGGAAAGGUUGAUGAGGGCUGGCAGUGAGGGCAACCUGCAGAGAUCCAGACCACCCCAGCAACAAAAGCAAUCUGACAUACAAGACAAAGCACCUAAAUUGGGAUCCAAUCAAGAGCCAGUGAAAAGCAUCCAGAGGCUGGGCUCUCCUGAGGAUGUGGACAGCCACAGCAGGAAGUUAAACAGCGCAGAAGAGAGUGAUCAGUCAGACCCCUUGUACCCCCGAACUGUGCCGAGAAGGCACACAGUAGGAGGGCCUCGCACUGCUGGAGACAUAAUCGUCAUGCAAUCCUACAGCAUGGACCACAAGAAAGAUGCCUUUCUUGAGCACCUGAAACAGAAGUAUCCCCAUCAUGCCUCCGUCAUCUUGGGCCAUCAGGAACGACUCAGAGAGCAGAUCAGGAGUUCUGCACACAGUUUAACCACCCAGCCGGCUGUAGGGGAGCCAGGGGAGCAUCUCUCUUUGUUUUCCCUCGACUCUUUGAAGGCCAUGUCGGAGGGAGAAACCCCCUCCGCUUUUACCCGAGGCAGCCACUCCCGAGCGAGCCUCCCUGUGGUCAAGUCAACCAACCAGACCAGGGACAGGUCAUUAGGUGUACUUUACCUGCAAUAUGGAGAAGAGACCAAACAGAUCAGAAUGCCCAACAAGGUUACGAGUACAGACACCAUCAGGGCCCUGUUUAUCAGUGCCUUCCCCCAGCACCUCACCAUGAAGACCCUGGAGUCUCCAAGUGUGGCCAUAUACAUCAAAGAUGACAUGAGGAAUAUGUACUAUGAGUUGACUGAUGUCAGGAACAUCACACCACAAUCUUGCCUGAAGGUGUAUCACAAAGAUCCAGCCCAGGCCUUCAAUCACAACGCAAGAGCCAAGAAUGGAGAUAUUAGGAUCACAAGAGAGAGGCUUUAUAGCAGUAGACAGCAACCGGGAGGACAAAGCCCAGUGCAUACUCUUCCAGGACCCCACAGUCCCAUCCACACAAUCCAAGGCUCCAUGUCUCCACCUACACCUCGUUCAGUGCCCUCCUCUCCAUCCAGGAUGCCCUACAGUCACUCUGUUUCCAUGCUGGGUGGUGCUACCUUACCUAGGGACCAUCUGUCCAGCGUUCCCCCAUGUCGCUCCAUCACACCUUGCCCCAGCGCCAUCCUGGAGCGGCGUGAUGUAAAACCAGAUGAUGAUCUGAGCAACAAAAGUGUUCCUCUGUAUGAAGAUAAUUACGCUCCAUCUGAGGCCAGGCUCAGUGUCGCUUCUUCUCAAGGCAGCCAUACUGGAGAUGUCCCAGAUGGGGUGGCAUAUAUCCAGCAUCGCUCCUCUAUCAAGUCUACUGGUGCUUACACAGAGGGUCAGGACCAGCAACACACCCUCUACAGACAGAAAUCUCGCAAGUACAGCGAAAGUCAGCUCACCGCCAUGGGCUCCAAAACUCUGCCUGCUUCCCCGCACAGGGUCAAUGAGGUCAGAAUGAUUGACAUGCACCCAGGCCAGAACUCCCACAUGUCCUCACAGGGAGUGGCAGUGGAGAGGGGGUCACCUGUUAAAAGGUCUUUCCGGAAGGACAGUAACGGAACCAUGGAGGUGGUGACCAGGGUGAGAGGCAACAUGGCCUCUCCUGUUUUUGCAGACCUCCCACCCGGACAUGGAGAGAGGCCAUUUCAUGGACACGUGUCAGCUGGAGAUCCUCAGGCUGAAAGAAUAAAAGCAAUGGAGCAGCAGAUAUCCAGUCUUACUGGACUUGUUCAGAAUGCUCUUUUCAAGGGGACGAAUACAAGUGCCAAAGAGACCUCCAGUGAGAAAUUUCCUGCUCAUAACAUAAAUAAUGGAGGAGUCUGUGCUGUAGCAUCAUCUAUAAACCCAGCUAUGUUGAUAGACACCCCUUCAACACAUGUUCAGGCCCCUUUCAGAGACCCUGCUGUAUGCUCCAUCCUCUCCACCUUCAGGAGAAAUGUCUCUGACCUAAGACUGCAACUCCACCAACUCAAACAGAUGCAGCUGCAGAACCAGGAGGCCAUGCAGCUGAUGCUGGGACAGGCAGAGCAGGAGAUCUCUGGAAAAGCUUCAGACACUCUCUUGCACCUUGAAGACCCUGUACAUAGACAAAGAAUCCAGGUGGAUGAAGAAAGGCACAGAUAUUUGGGAAUGGAGGAGAGGGUUCUCAUUCAGCUUGGAGAGCUGGAGAACUAUGUGGAGAAGCUCAAGCAAGAAUCCACCUCUGCCACAAGCCAUCGGCCAGUCACUCUGAAGGAUGUGGAGGAAGGGGCAGUCAAUCUACGUAAAGUAGGAGAAGCUUUGGCUGCUCUCAAAGGAGAGUUCCCAGCCCUGCAGAUGAAAAUGCAUGCAGUGUUGCAGGUGGAGGUGGAAGCUGUGCGCUUCCUGAAGGAGGAGCCUCACAAGAUGGACGGCAUGCUGAAGAGAGUCAAAGCUCUGACUGACACUCUCAGUGGACUGAGAAGAUAUGCUUCUGAGAGCCACACCCAUGCUUCUGACUCAGUCCAUGUGAAGGCAGUUACUGCUGAUUCAUUUACCUCUGUGGAGGAGUCUAGAUCUACCCAACCUGUUCGUGAUUCUCCCACCCCACAACCUAUAUCACCUGCCAAAAUUAGCUGCUCAGACCCCACGCCCUCAUCUCCUGGCACUGUGCACCAUGUUCGGAUGGCUCCUGUCAGCACACACCACCCCAACCCCCCACUCACACCCACCCACAACAGGGACUCCCCGACUGUGGCGAAGGUCAGCCCCAGCAGCAGAGAAAACAGCCCUGCCCUGCACAAGAGAGCAGCUCUGAAGGGCCAGGAAGCCCCAGUAGCAACUACUGCCAUCAGCACAACUGGAUCAUCCACACCUCUACUGCAAGCGGAGAUCACUGUCAACACAAGCAGGCCCAUGCCUGAAGAGGUUUCAGAAAGAACAGCAGAGAAGGAUGAGGGCACAACCAGGAUGGUUCACUCUGGUGGCACUGAAGUGGAAAAGGAAAUGGAUAGGAUCCUUCAGCAAACCCAGGCCAGCCUUAUGAAGGCCAUACCUAACUUGGAGUUGAGCAAUCAGGUGGAUAGCCCCCCCUCCAAACCACCCAACAUCCUGCCGGAAGAGGUGGAUGCUCCACUUCCUAUUCCUCCAGUCCCUGUUCAAACAGAAGUCACUCUGCUAGUUGGAUAUGAAGCAGACAAACCGGUCGAGACAAGUUUGGAGAGACCACAGAAGCCGGCCAUAGAGAAGCCCCACAGGACCAGUGUUGAACGAGUGAAGCCCAACCCGGAGACAGCUAGUAAAGUGCCUCCCCCUCCCCCUCCACGCAGAUUCUACCCCCCUGGAACUGGCCUCACCACUGGACGUUCAGGAGAGGUUAUCUACACCACCAGGAAAGAGUCCACUAGUGCUCAGGAGGGUGAAGAGGAGGCCCCACAGCAUAAACCCUUGCGUGUGCCCCCAGAGGUCAAGCCCAAGCCCCGCACCCCUCUCCCUGUCAACACCCUCACCUUACCCGAUGAAGGAGAUAAGAUUAUGGCUGAGCUACAGGUGUUUCAGAAGUUCACAUUUAAAGAUUUACACCCCAGAUUAAUUGUUGAUCUCACAACUCAUGAACCCUCAGACAGUGAGAUGGAACCUGGUGUGCUUUCCCUCUCUUACCACACAAAGCAGACCACCACUCACCCAUCUGAGGAAGGAUCACUAUCUGAAAGUAGGGAAGAUAGUGCAUCACCUAGCUCUGGGGUCAUAUAUUACAUCACUGGAACAGCAAUGACAUCAAGUGAGAGCACCUCUAGGGCACAAGACCAAAAGAAGUCUGAGGAAACGACUUGUCCUCCAAAUGUUGCAUCUGUGAAUGCUUCAGAUGACUUAUCUAUAAUUUCACUUAAUUCAGUCAAGGAGGCCCAAAGCAAGCUGAGUGAUACUCAGCAGGUGUCACCCGACCCAGUGAACUCUGGAAAAGAGGCAUCGCUCAUUAACCCCAUAGAGCAUAAGAAUGAAUUGAUUCGAAAGUCACUAAAACAGGUAGUACCCAAAAGCUCUGAGAAAUUCACACCUGCUGAGCAGAUAGAACAUACAUCUUCUGAGCAAGUGUCUGCACCUGUUCAGGAGAAGUCAUUAAAACAGGGACAACGUACAACCACUGUUCAAGUUACACUUGUUGGCAAGAGCCCUCACAAUGUUAAACCUCAGAUUCAUUCACCUUUUCAUCAGCCAAACACUGAUGCUUCAUGGUCAUCACAGCAGAAUGACAGUAAUGAAAAUGAGCAGCAAGCAAUAAUGAGGUCAUCCAGAGGUCAGGCAAGAUACAUAGAGGAGGCCAGUCUAAGCCCAGACCUCCCAGGAGAAGAAGGUCCUCCUCCACCAAAUAACAUUGCCUUCAGGAUUACUAAAACAAAAGUACAGGCUCUGUCGAAUGGAGAGUACCAACAGCUGGUCCACAGCAAGGGCAUGGACGUCCAGACUCUUAAAGUGGGUUCAGAACCAACUGUAUCUGCCCCGGAGGACUCUGGAUAUGAAAAGAAACCGGUUAUAAUCAUUUUUGAUGAGCCUAUGGAUAUUUGUCAGGCCUAUAAACGACUGUCCACAAUCUUUGAAUGUGAGGAAGAGCUUGAGAGGGUGCUGUCAGAAGAACGAAUCAAUGAAGAAAAUGAAGAGGAAAUGGAAACAAUCUCACAGAGUCAGGUUGAUGAGGUAACACCUAAAAAUUAUGUUGUAGACCCAUGCAGGACAGAGAACCAGGUAAACAAUCAGAGGACUAGUAGUGUUGGUAAUGCAGUGCCUCUACAACAGCAAAGCUCCUUUGUGAGUCCUUCUGUUGAUGUUGAGGAUGGAGACGACACAGAAUCUUCUAAUGGUACAAAACAAGAUUCAAAAAAGAAAUUCAAGUUUAAGUUCCCAAAGAAGCAGCUCGCAGCUAUCGGCCAGGCCCUUCGUACAGGGACUAAAACUGGCAAGAAGACGCUGCAGGUAGUUGUGUAUGAGGAUGAAGAGGAACCAGAUGGAACCGUGACCGGGCUCAAAGAAACCAAGAGGUUUGAGAUCAAGACCCAUGCAUACUCAAGUCCUCCCACACCUAGGUCUUCAAUGCAAAGCCAGACCGCCACAUUGCUGACCACCAAAGAAAGAACAGAGGAGCUCCGAAAGACCACAUAUCAAACGUUAGAUUGCCUUGAGCAGACCAUUAAGCAGCUAGAAAGCACUAUAAGCGACAUUGAGCCCGCAUUGUCAGCAAAUGUCUCCCGCAAAGACUCAAAGUCAAAGAGAAUUUCCAGUCUAGCAGAACCAGAGGCAGGCAGCCCCACCGAAAGGCCAGCUCCUCUGAAGCCAAAGCCCAACAUUUCUGCCCAACAUAAGAGGCCUAAAAUACAGUCUCGAUCCUCCUCAAGCACUUCUACCUCCUCCAGCUCCAGCAGUAAACAGAACUCUGGCGACUGCCCUGCUUCAAGUCGGAUUUCUUCACCCAAAUCGCGCCAGCAGCCUGGGAGUGUGGAAAAACCUGGAAAACCCGAGAAGAUCCAGGACUCCCAGAGGCAAUUCCGACAGGCUAACAGGAGUGCUAUGAAAGCUGGUGGGGAUAGUUAUUAUGUUUCCCUUGCUUUACCUGCUUCUAAGAUCCCAGCCUUUGUACAUAGCUCAACCCAUGUUCCUAAUACAAACAUGACUAGGCCUAGUAAUAAAACCUCUUCCUCUUUUAAGUCCUCUAUCCCAUGUCUCAGUCUGAGCUGGCCCAGCUGUAGACCCUUCAUGCCCUCAAAUGACUCUGUCCAAAGCCCUCGCCCCCCUUGGCAGACUAAAGGUCAAACCCUAACCCUUCCUUCACAGACUCAAAAUUGCUCCCUCUCCUCCUAUUCCUACGCAUCCUCUUCUAGCUCCUACUCAUCCUCUCCCUCUGUCUCUCCGAACUCCACUUCUUCCUCCUCCUCCCCUUCCUCUCCCUCCCUCCUGUCCCCCACUGCCAUGUGCCGGGGUGGCCGAGCUGUACACAUGCCCACAAGCGUCAGCAGCCACAGGUCUCUGAAGGCCAGCAGUGGCCAAGCCACUAUCGCACCAGCAUCCUUUACCGGGAAUAUGGCAUGAACUUAAAUUCUCUCAUUUUGUGUUUGCACUCCCAUUCCGGUGGGAUUUGAGGUGGGCAUCUCAAAUGCUGAAUUAGUUAUGCUGUGUAUUUGGGGUGGUAUUAUUUGUCUUUGUGCUCUACUUCUGAAAUCGUAGUAAUUCAGCAGCUUUGUAUUUAGAAACAAGAACAAAUUCAACAAAAUAGAUCUAGAGCCCCAUAUGGUGCUUCUAAUUUUUUAAUUUUUGUUCACGUGAGGGAUUACACUUGACAGUGUUGGCUUUAUGUUUUUAGAUGUACUUUUGAAAAUUAUUUGUUUACUUAUAUGAACUAUAUAAAAUAUACAAUGCUAUUUUAGAGAAAGGAUUUAAAUGAAUGCAGCAUAUUAUAGUAUAUUUUGUUUUAAUUAGCCAUAUACAAUGGGGUCCAAAAUUCUGAGACUGCAUUGAAAAUAACAAAGAUACUGUAUGAAGUAAAAUAAGGAAUACAUAUUUAAGAUUUGGCACUAUUUCUAGGUCACUAAACAAGUGUAAGCAAAUGUGUGUUGUUGACCAUGUUAAAUCCUUUGUACAGAAGGUCCACUGAAGCACACAAGAUGCUAUUUGGAUUGGAACAUUAUCCGAUCAUGUUGGGAUAUCAUGGAUCAUCCGGUUUUGCACAAACUUGUAGAGUACUGGGCAGCUCGAUUGUAUGCUGUCUUUAAAGCAAAAGGAGGACAUUCCAAAUACUAAAAAAUACUAAACUUCAUGUACAUUUUUCAAUUCAGCUUUCCACUUAAAUUGUUAUGCUGAUAAUACAAUUCAUAAUAAAAAUGUGUAUUCAAUUAGAAAAGAAUACGCAAGUCUGUCAAUAGUGGUCUUAGACUUUUAAACCCCUCUUUAUCCAAGAAAUGGUUGAACAGCUUGUGGUGACUGAUUUGACAGUUUGAGUACAUUUUAUCUGAAUUAGUUUUAUUUUUGCCUCCAGUGCACUGCCAGUUUUAACAAACUAAAUGCAGGCUACAGGCUUGCUAUUUAUAGUAUUUUGCCACACAACCAAAUGUUGUUUGUUGAAAGUCUUUACAUGACAUUAGAAACAAAUGUGUAUAUAGUGCGAGUGGAUGACAUACAUCUAAUGUAGUGAUUCUGUAGCCUAUCUUUGUUUGACACUUACACCAUUCUUCUAUUCCUUUAAAUAGAUGGUCAAAUGCCUAAAAUAAUCCUAUUUUACUUAGUAAUAGAUUAAAAAAAGAGGCUCAUAAAAUAUUGGCUUUGAAAAAAGAUGUCAUCUCGCCAAACGUUCCUCCUAUGCAUGCUUUUUCAUAUUUAAUCGUGGAGAGGAUAACGCAGUUAAAUUCUGUAAAUAUGAUCUCUGAUUUUGUAUAACUGUAUAACUUGUACAAAAUUUAUGUGGAAGAAAAUGCUUGUCAGAGAUUUUUAUCAAAUAAAGGGCUGCGUGUGUAUUGUCA
Messenger RNA from Myxocyprinus asiaticus (Chinese sucker), 7550 nucleotides. RefSeq names its product sickle tail protein homolog. The transcript has 21 exons. Gene Ontology annotation, cellular component: cytoplasm. NCBI's taxonomy places the organism in Eukaryota, Metazoa, Chordata, Actinopteri, Cypriniformes, Catostomidae. Bases 1 to 6126 code for a protein of 2041 amino acids. The record is from RefSeq and is a predicted model, not a curated record.